CUGUUCCCGAGAGAGAGAGAGAGAGAGAGAGAGGAAAACCUAGAACUCUGAAAGAAGCGGGGCAGGAGAAGGCGGCGAGAGGCGGCGGGGUUCGAUGUCGAUCCUGUGGGAGAAGAGCCGGGCGUGGCGGUGGCUGGUGGGGCGGACGCGGGACUCCAAGCCCUUCUUCUUCACCUUCGCGGCGCUCUGCGGCGUCGUCCCCGGCGUCGUCGGCUACGGCGUCAUGCAGCUCACCAGCUCCCGCAACGACAAACUCGAGGCCCACCUCCGCUCCAACGCCCGACCGGAGACCACGAUGAUGGGGCAAGUCAACAGGGAGAGACUGGCAGAGUUUCUCGGAGAGAUACAAAGGAAGGAGAACACAAAUGACAGAUACGUUGCUGCUCUUAAAGGCGAGACGCUGACAAGGAAGCGCUAUGAACGUAUCCAGCCCGUCCCCCAGCAGGCUGCACAGGAGAAUGCGAAGGACCAGCAAGCUACCAAGGAGAGCGCCAAGGCAAAGUGAAUGGCGCAUGUUUGAUGAUCGGGGUGGGUGAAACGUGCUUCUACUAAAUGAAUAUAAAUGGGCUGUAGCUCCAAAAGCUUCAUGAAUUGCGAACCUUUUUUUGUGAGCAUCAUUAUCUACUCGCCUUUCGUUUAGUCGUGGCACUGCUCCAUAGAGAAAAACAGAGAAACUUUGGUGACGGUGUUGAAUCUUGUAAAUGGUUUACCUGCGUGUUAGUGGUAAUAUUCUAGGAACCUUCACACUGUUCUUUUGAUAUCCUGGUGCGUAGUUGCGUCAAUUAUUUAUUUCACUUUGUGAAAUAUCCUGCCUUACUCUUUGUUCUUGAUUAAAUAAUAAAACUUUGAUGCUGGUGUUAAAUCUUUA
Molecule: messenger RNA, 868 nt
Organism: Triticum dicoccoides
Lineage: Eukaryota; Viridiplantae; Streptophyta; Magnoliopsida; Poales; Poaceae
Exons: 2
Coding region: 95-505 (136 amino acids)
Source: RefSeq, a predicted model, not a curated record